CCCAUUCACCUCUGUAGCCCACGUCACACUUUUAGGGGAUAAAAUCAGAAAAAGGGCUAAUAAUCCUGGAGUCUGUGGAGCAAACAGCGGCUGCACUGCUCAACCUCAGCGCCAAUAUGUUGUACCUGGAGACCAAUCCACCCACAUCCUACAGUGAGCCACAGUACACAAGCCUGGGGCUCCUCAAUAGCAUGGAUCAGAAUGGUGGUUCCACCUCUACCAGCCCCUACAACAACGAUCAUUCUCAGAACAAUGUUACGGCCCCAUCACCCUAUGCCCAGCCCAGUUCCACCUUUGAGGCCCUGUCUCCAUCACCUGCCAUCCCAUCAAACACAGACUAUGCUGGUCCACACACCUUCGAUGUGUCCUUCCAGCAGUCCAGCACAGCCAAAUCAGCCACCUGGACGUACUCCACAGAGCUGAAGAAGCUAUACUGUCAGAUUGCUAAAACCUGUCCUAUUCAAAUCAAAGUUCUUACCAACCCGCCUCAGGGCUCAGUCAUACGGGCCAUGCCCGUCUAUAAGAAAGCGGAGCAUGUUACUGAGGUGGUCAAACGGUGCCCGAACCAUGAACUGAGCCGAGAGUUCAAUGACGGCCAAAUAGCCCCACCCAGUCACCUGAUUAGGGUUGAGGGGAACAGUCAUGCCCAGUACGUGGAGGAUACCAUUACUGGGCGACAGAGUGUGCUGGUGCCUUACGAACCCCCUCAGGUGGGCACAGAGUUCACAACCAUACUCUACAAUUUCAUGUGCAACUCCAGCUGUGUUGGCGGAAUGAACAGACGGCCGAUCCUCAUCAUUGUAACCUUGGAAACCAGAGAUGGUCAGGUUUUGGGCCGAAGGUGUUUUGAGGCUCGUAUCUGCGCAUGCCCUGGACGUGACCGCAAAGCGGAUGAGGACAGCAUCCGCAAACAACACGUCAGCGAUGGCACAAAGAGCAGUGAGGGUACGAAACACCCUUUCCGUCAGGCCUCUCACCUCUCCCAGCUGCCCUCCAUCAAGAAGAGAAGAUCCACCGAUGAGGAAGUGUUUUGUCUGCCUAUUAAAGGCCGUGAAAUAUAUGAGAUUUUGGUGAAAAUCAAAGAGUCUUUGGAACUCAUGCAGUUCCUCCCUCAGCACACUAUUGAGUCAUACAGACAGCAGCAGCAGAACCUUCUGCAGAAACAGAGCUCUCUGCCACCUCAGCCAACCUUCGGUUCCAGCUCACCCACUCUGGUCAAGAACAAGCUGCCAUCAGUUAGUCAGCUCAUAAACCCCCAACAACGCAACACACUCACCCCAUCAAGCAUGGGUGGAGGAUUGACUGACAUGAACUCUCCCAUGAUGGGUGGCCCUGUACCUAUGAAUACAGACAUGAGUGCCCUGAGCCCUACCAACCCCCUGCAGCCUCAGUUACAAAUGGUGCCCUCCUCUCACUGCACACCUCCUCCACCAUACCCAAUGGACAACAGCAUUUCCAGCUUCCUAUUGAGGCUGGGCUGCUCAGCCUGUUUGGACUAUUUCACUGCCCAGGGUCUGACCAAUAUUUACCAGAUUGAGAACUACAACUUGGAGGACUUGUCCAGGCUGAAGAUUCCCACAGAAUUCCAGCACAUCAUCUGGAAAGGAAUCAUGGAGUACCGACAGACCAUGGAGUUCUCUCCACCUCCCCACAUCUUGCGCACCUCUAGUGGGACAUCCACUGUCAGCGUGGGCUCCACCGAAGCACGAGGCGAGCGUGUGAUCGAUGCUGUGCGUUUCACACUGCGCCAGACCAUUUCCUUCCCUCCGCGAGACGACUGGUCCGAUUUCUCCUUUGACCUGGCCCCUGACUCACGCCGCAACAAGCAACAGCGCAUCAAAGAGGAGGGGGAAUGAAUGUGAUGCCUAGCCACAAUACAAUACAAUACAAUAUAUUCAUGUCAACAGUGCACAUUUACUGUAAUUUCAUAUUAACACACUUGGGUGUUUGUCCAAAUCGUUUCACAGUUUUCCUCUGCAAAUGAUAAUAAAAGAAAAACUGUGAGCUUUAUAGUGCUCUAGGUCACUUAAAAUUAAAUAGGCAGAUAAAAUGCACUUAAAGUCCUUUUUCCUCUGGUGGAUUUAGCUCUUGUCAUUUCAAGCCCCUUUAUUAAACAUUAGCAGCUGUGGCUGAGUGAGAAAUGGUGCUUUGCUAAACUGUUUAGUCAUUUUUAAUGUUUCUUGAGACAAAGCACUUAAGAAAUGCUGAAAUGUUAUUACUACGCGCAAUAUAAAACACUGAACUUUGGGGGUUCUUUUUACAUUUUUACAUUUAUGCUAAAGGUACUGUAUACUUUUAUAUGUUCAUCAUUAUUGUCGUUCUUUUUUUCUUUUUUUUUGUAAAAAAACUUUUCCUCCCUGUAGGAGCUUUAGUGUUACUUGUUUAUAAUCUUUAUUGCGAUCAUUCCUUGCAGUUGAACAAUAUGCUUUUUUGAAACUCUGACAUUUGUCAGUUUUGAUUGUAUGCAUUUCAAAUCGCACAUUUUUUUUUCUUUAUUCUCAAAAAAAAAAAAAAAAAAAAAAAAAAAAAAGUGUUAUUCAUUUUUGGAUGUAAGACUGACAUUAUGUAGCCUCCAUGUAAUACUGUAAACCCUUUAUUGUAUCUUAUUUGUAAGUCGUAAACCCUCUAAUACUGUUGAAUUGCAGUAUGUAAGUAUUGAAUCGCUCCUAAGGUUUGUGAAAAUGAAUAUGGAGACGUGCUCUGUUUACAAUCGUCUAAAAGUGAUUUCCAUUGGCCAUUCCUUCAGUAUUUGUUUUUUUAUUUUUUUUUACAAAUUUUCUAUUCACUUGAUGCUCGUUAUAAGGCUAAUGUGGCAAUAUUGUACAGUUUAAUUUCACUUUCAUUUGACAACCAAGUAAACAAUUCUUUAUCAAACUAUAAGGAAUUAUUGUAAAUAUGUUGCAAUGUACUUAUUUUGAUAUAAACAAAAAAAAAAAAAACAUUUUACAUUGUUGCAUGCUGUUAUGUGCAAUUAUGACAAAUUUACCCAAUUUAUUCAUACAGAGUGAGACAUGGUGGACCUCAUUUGGAUUUAUUAAAACUUUUAUCAAUAGUAAUCCAUGGUUUUAACAAACAAUUAAUACAAGGGACUUUUAUUUAAGCUUUCAAAUAAAUUUUUCAGAACUAGCAUAGUGUGACAAAGUGGCAGGACUUUUUCCUCACACAGAGGGACCAAAAAUAUAUAAAUAGCUCUCCCCUAGUCUUCAUGUCAACCUUAAUUUUCCUUACAUUCCUUUGAUCUGUGUUAAGAUGUACCGUUAUGAUUGAUACUGGUAAAUGGUUUAUUUAUUUAUGCAUUUAUUUGAUUUCGAUGACAACUGGCUUAUGAAUCCAGUCUAUUUCUUCAGGAGCUGGUCCACAUAAUGCAAUCAAUUAUUGGCAUCUGAAAACUUUUUCUCAAUACAUUCUCUGGUAAACUUGGCCAUGAUUUACAGAGAAGUCUAGUUUUACUGUAAGUGUACAAUGACUUUCUCUUGACCUGUUCCCUUUAAUCAUCAAGGCUGCAAUCACAAAAUUUCUUGGAAUCAGAAUAUAACAGGUGACUUAAAAGGUUAUCAUUAUUUCUGGUUUCCAAAGGUCAUUUUAAUGAGUUGUGUGUAAGUAUUUGUGCAUCACACUGGUGCAGCCUCUUUUGUGCAAGCAACAUCGUGGAGAGUAGUGUUCUUUCCCAAUAUGAAAAUUAAGCACAUACAUCAUCAAUGCCAGUGAUCUGACUCCAAUUAUUUGUGCUGUAAAGACACUGCUCUGAUAAAUAUGCAUGAAACUCUUCUCUGUUACAUGAGUUCACAGCAAUAUAUGAUACUUAAAUCUUCAAAUGGCAAAUUAAUUAAUAACCUCAUAUAUUAAAGUAUUCCAAAAAUGUUUUCUCAUCCAGAGGACCUGUUUGAGUCUUUCAUAUAAAAUGCAGUAGCUUUUCAUUAAGGCUCGAGACAGAUAAAGGAGAGAUAAUAAAUCUAACUUGCCUAAUUAACUCAGGUUCUCAAAACAGAAAUGAUAACAAAAGCAAAAUAAACAAAUUAAACAUUUCAAAUGCAGGCUCGUAUUCACAUCUCCUUGCCUAAAUUUUUAGAAUUCCUGUCAAUCAUGAUAGCAACGCGCCCAAAGAGUCUUGACAGCACUCAAGUUCUCAAUGUCAGUGUUGCCCAGGGAGGAGAUGGAAGGGACGAUGUCAAAGAAACAGAGUGUGUAAAUGUUCUACUCCCUCCUUCCCCUUCAGGCUGACAUCUGGCUGGAGCAGUGGUCGUCCCCUGGAUGAC
Myxocyprinus asiaticus (Chinese sucker) is the source of this 4256-nucleotide messenger RNA. Its product is annotated as tumor protein 63-like. Bases 117 to 1856 code for a protein of 579 amino acids. Gene Ontology annotation, biological process: protein tetramerization; regulation of transcription by RNA polymerase II; apoptotic process. Gene Ontology annotation, molecular function: protein binding; DNA-binding transcription factor activity, RNA polymerase II-specific; RNA polymerase II cis-regulatory region sequence-specific DNA binding. The transcript is spliced from 12 exons. The record is from RefSeq and is a predicted model, not a curated record. NCBI's taxonomy places the organism in Eukaryota, Metazoa, Chordata, Actinopteri, Cypriniformes, Catostomidae. Gene Ontology annotation, cellular component: nucleus.